CGAUCUUUGUGUCUUUUAAAGUUAGUUUUGACUCACCAAAGGUAAGUAGCCUAACAACGGUAAGCUGCCGCGACAGUGAAGGCUUGGGAGGUGCAAAUCCCAGAUUCGAAUCCAAGCGAGACCCGUUGGUGUUCCCGAAGGUAUAAGGCUGCUGGGGGCGAAACCCUCUUUGGCGACAAAGUGAAUGCAGGUGGCCCCAGGUUUAGUAGGACCCGCUGUCACAAAGUGGCACGUGGGGCUAAGGUACCGGGGUAAUCAAAAAAGUUAGUUUUGACUAUACUCGUUGCAAUUGCAAGUGUAGAAAGAACAUUUUCAGUUUUGAGCUAUAUUAAAAAUAAUUUUCAAAAUCGCAUUGCGACCAAUUUGCUAAUGAUUGCUUAGUCGGAUACAUUGAGAAUUUGAAAAUGCGUCGUGAAUUCUUAUGAAAUAAUGAUUUUAUUAGUCUAGUAUUUUUUAAUAUAUAUGAAUAAAUUAUUUAGAUAUUAUUAGUUUUAAUUAUAUUUAUUAAAUAAUUAAAUAAUUAUUUAUUUUAUAUUAUAAAAAAAGGACAUAGGUACUUUCAGAUUCUGCCUCCGCAACUGCACUUAGGAUACUGUACCAUUGAUUACGAUGAUCAACAUUUAAGAUACUGGACCAUUUUUGUUCACUUAUUUCAAAUAUGAUACGAGACAUCACCAUUUUUUGUCAAAAAUAAUUGAAGCCACGUUACAAAUUGCACUAGAAACAGGUAGGUGCAUGUGGUUCUUGCAUGGCACGCAUUCCCGCCGGAUCUUGUCUGGACCAGGUGCGUCCAAAAUCGAUUGGGUUUUGCACGUUUUCUCUAAUGGGCUUUUCUUCGGCCCCGUGUAUAAAGCCAUACUACUCUGUAAAGCCCAAGUCCAUCAAUGCAUGGAAUGUGCCUUUUUGAGAAUUUUUUUUAAAAAUAUGUGUAACUUGGGAUUUUUUCCUCAAAAGCGAGACAUGUUUAAUGAAAACUCAAGUGAAUACAAUACAUGAAAAUGUCUCGUUAAAUCGUUAUCAAAAGAGUUUAACGUAUCAAAAAAAUGCAGUGAUUUUGACCAUUUUCAAAAUCAUAGUAAGAGGGCGCUUCAGUCGUCAUGAUCUAUUGCGACCUGAAAAUUUAUACCUGGUAAUGAUCGAUUCUUCUUCGGUGGUCAGAUUUUGAUUCUCGCACAUAGUUUUCACCGGACUCAUCUACAAAAUAAUUAACCUUGGUUAAGGAGUCCAUUUUAUCUCUAUUGUUGCUGCUGCUGUUACCAGGGUAGAGAAUAAUUAACCUUGGUUAACGGGAGCAUUCUAUCUCCAUUGCUGCUGUUAAGGACAAAAGAAGCUAAGGUGAUUGUUCAGACUUUGAUUAGGUUGGAUUGGAGCAAAGACCAGAUUUGACCGCCGGGGAUCAGAAGAAGGAUAUAAUUAAUGCAGAUCGCAAACUGGAUUAGUUUGCUUGCUUAGAGGAUUGGUUAGAGAUUUAAUAAGGCGAAUACGGCAUCGUAUUAUUAAUUAUAUAAAAUCACAACAGUGCUUAAUUAAGUAUCUCAUUGGGCCACUCCUGAAAUAAACCGACAAAUUAAUACUGCAUAACAGAGUAAAAUGGCCACUUGUCGUCUCACAAAGGCAUGAGAGUUGCAUUAGAUCAAUGGACAUUAGUUAGUUCAUCAAAUAUAGAAUAUAUGAUAUUAUUAAAUAGCAAUCAAGACACGAUACUUACGUGAUAAGUAUAUUUGGGUGUGUUCUUCUCAUCAGUUACAAAUAUAAUGCCAAGUGUUUUGUACCUGUAAAGUUGUAGUUGUAUCAACAGACUAAACCAAACCGCAGUAAGGAAUACAAAGUCUACAUCGAAAAGUAUUCAACUAAUUUUUCAGAAACACCGAAACAUCAAGCAAAAUUAUUUAGAGGGCAUAAUUCUUCAAUCCCUAACACUUUCAUAAGAUGUGGUAUCUGACAUAUCGUAUUGAAUUCUUAACAUAAAGAACCAACAGAUCAAUUAUGUAGCAGAUAUAUUCUUGAAUUCUUCAAGUCACGUACCACUUUUCUCGUAUGAGCAAGCUACAUAUCUUUGUCAAAUUGUGAUAUUGAAGGAUAUAGGAGGCCUACUGGUCUAGUUAGUUGGGUACUACUUCAGAUUAAAUUAAUACAAUUAAACAAAUAUGCUUUCUCAAAUAAUUGAAAAAUUACUUUGAUGCUGAGCUUUUGUUUAAUAUCGAACAACUAAUAAAUCUACCAGCCAACUUUCUGAAUAUCUAUAUUCCCAAAGUACAUAUUGCCAAAUCCAAUUCGAUCCAUUGGGCCGAGAGAUAAAAUGAUUUAAUUAAUAAGGGAAAACCGUUUCAAACGUGACGUAUUUCAGAAAUUAAAUGAUAUAAUUCUGGGGGUGUCUCUGUAAAGCAGGUGAUUAACUUUGUUUUUUUAUGGAAGGUGUCUAACUUUGCUUAAAAGACAAGGUGAUUAAUUAAGUCAUCAAGCUUUUGGUAACCACUGGAUUUCGGGUUAACAAGUAAAUGAAUGGAGCACUAUUCAAUUAACCACCAUGGAAUGGCACCCACUAAUGAGAGUUGCUUUAGGUUAAUUUCUUUUUCCACAAACACACAGAAUCUUCAUAUAAUUAAAAAUACUAUUGAUUUACCACCUUGGGAAGACAACUGCUUUUGGCGUUAAUUAUUGACCCAUCCAUAUGUAAAAAUUAAAAUGUGAGAGUAGGUAGGUAGUCCAACCAAUAAGCAUCAAAUUGAAGUUAGCCUCGUUGCGAAAUUGUAACAGAUCAAUUUGACACAAUUGUCUCGUUUUGAGACAAUUGUACCAAAUUGCCUCGUUUGCCAGAAAGAAAUUUGGAUGGAUCAAUCUGCCUGAGGUAUUUUGAAUUGAUCCGUUUUGAGUCAGUUUCAAUUAUCUGGAGUGGGGGCAGGUAAUUCGAAUUGACUCGUUUUAAUUGACUCGUUUAUAAAACGAGACAAUUGAUCAAAUUGACUCAUUUCUAGAUUGAUCCAUCCAAACGACCCAUAAUGAAUAUCUAUUUAAUUACACUCACCUAGUUACCUAUUGUUUGGUUUAUUUUAUAAAGUAAACGGUAAACAUCAGAAAAUACUCUCUAAAAAAUGUGCCCAUUGCUCACUAGCCAGAUAUACCAUGAAAUUGCAUGCAAGAUCAAAAUCGCAAAGUGAUGAAAAUGAUAUGAAUUAUGGUUCAACCCAACUCGAUCAAACCCUAACAAUAUUUGAAAAUGCCCCUUGAAAAGGAUAAGACAAAGAGAGAAAUGAGAGGAAUGGAAUCCAUGUCGAGUGAAAUGGAACUAGUUCCACUAUGUUCUAUCGCGGGACACGCCUAAUAUUUGGAAUUUUUUUUAUUAAUCUUACAUUACAUAAGUGUAUAUAUAGGAUUUGAAUACUAGACCUAUAUAUAAUACGAAAAAAGUUUUAUAUACAAUAAAAUAAAUUUAGCUGGUUUCAUUACUUAAGAAUACAGACUAAGAAUGUCUUUGCAAUUAUUUUCAGAUAUGACACACAUUGUGUAUGCAAAAGGAAAUGUGUAUGAAUCCGUUAUUUCUUCAUUUGCAAAAUGAAUUACUUGAAUAUCAAUUUUAGAAAAGUUAUUCAUAUAAUUAUAUAUCAUAUAAAGGACACACCUAUUUUAAUCUUCUACCUCCGCCACCAAAUAAACAUGUGGACAAUAAAUUUCUAUUGAACAUACAGAAUCGAUACAUAUUGCAGUUCAAUCUCAACAUUUAUUAUUGACUAGAAAGUCCACAAUAAGAUGGCAUUCUCUACCAUUGCACUCCAUAGAUUUAAUUUGUUCUCCCUAGUAUGUCGGAUUGUCGGUGGAACUAUUUAGCUACCGAUGUGUGUUUUGUACAAAGUUUCUAAAUAAAUGUAUUGAACCAAAUCACCUGUGUGCAUGAUUCUCAACCUUACCAAAUUACUAAAAUUCAUCCACUAAAUCGGAAUUCAAGCCAUGUUAUCUUCAUUGGAAUCCUGUCGUCGUGAAUCAUGAUAGUGCACUAUUCUUUUACAUUACUGUUAUUCUAAAACACGUACAUCUUCAAAAUACAUGAAUCGUUAAUAUCUAUCACACCAGCCCUUGAACCAAAAAGUCCAAAACCACCCCUAGAAGCCAUUACAUUUCAACAUGAAGUACGCUUACUUGAUCAAAUGUGACAAGUUAGACAAAAGGGUUGGUGACAUGAAUCAUAGGAACCCAAAAGCUCAAGUAACUCAAAUGAAUCUUUUUGGGGGGGAACUCACCAUGAUCAAUUUUGGCCUCUCUAUUUACCUACUUUUCAUCUCCCUUUUAUCCUCUAAGCAGCUUUUGCUCGUUUUGGCUUGGCGACUCGGCUUGCAAUUAUUCGAAUGCUGUGCCUGUGUUUUGCUAAAGAUUGCCCGAGUAGGGCAAGCAGAUGGAGGAUGUACAAGUUUACGAAGCAUUUCCCUCGAUAGAAAUAUGUGCUAUUGUGUGUCGACUGUCAAGAGUUAAUUGAUGGUACUGUUUCAUUUGCGUGGGAUCGAUCUGUAAGUUGCAUCAUGCGCACUAGUUUUUGUUCGCAAUCAUUUGCGCCUUUGAAACCCACCUCCGGCUCGGCUGGCCAUCACUUCAAGGUCCACUACAUGUGUGUGAGCGUAAUUGAUUGGAAAACAUGCUGAGAAAAGUAUUAGAUUUUUUGGAAUAUUUGGUUGUUGGGAACGAGGAUACGAGAUUAUUUGAGUGGUUCCACGAUAUUUUUAUGUUAAUGAUGUUUCAAACAUGACAUAAAUCGUUUACUUAUAAAUAGUUCGAGUUCUUCGAUCGUUAUUAGAUUAUAGUGGAAUAUUUUGGUGCGUGGAUAUGAUUGAUGACACUUGUAGUUCAUCUUGUACUAUUUUGUUUGAGUCACAACGUGAGGGAAGUGAUAAGUAAGAGUCAUUUGUGUGUACUAUUAUGAGGACCAUUAUGCACCUUCUCUAGUUACCUAACCAUAGUUGCUUGUGAAGGGUUACUAGUCUUUUAUAGGAAUUGGAGAUGAAAGUAGCUAGAAGUAUUCCUGAGUAUCGUGAAAGCUUUGAAUCAUUGAUUUGAAGCUUCAUGGACACCAAACGAGCAGGCUGAAUAUCGUACGGUGACCAGUCAAAAUUCACGGUCAGGGAGCCAAUUCCACGACCAUGGAAUAGAAGGACAGACAGUGGAUUUUGGGUAGGGGAGUUCCACGGCCAAAGAUGCCAAAUCCACAACCGUGGAAUUCAAGGGUAGGCCGUGGAUUUGCAACUGAAGAGUAAAAGUUACCUUUUUGGUUUAGGAUUUUGUUUUUUCCCCCCGGAAUUUUGGUUAUUUUAUUUGCCCUACACUAUAUAAAGGGUUUGACACACGAAUUUUUGGCAGACUUUGAUGAAUAUUGAUAUUUUCUUUGUUCUUUGAGUUUUAGACUUGAGAAUUUGCUGCUUUGUAUCAAUCAAGUUUUCUCCUUGAUUGUGGUCGAGCUUGUACCCUUUAUUGAUAGAUCCUUCUUCCAUCAAAGAACACCAUACCAAACAGAAUGACUAACUAAAUCAUUAAUGAUUGUUUGGUAUAUAGAGUGAUAUUCUUGAUAGUUUCGACUGCUAAUCUAUUUUAAUUAACCAAAAUUUUCCAAUAUAAGAUUAUAUCAUGAAUGAUUCGCAAAGUUAACAAAAAUUAUUUUACUAGGUGUAUUUUUCUUUUAAGUGGACCCCCUCAGACGAAAUCCUGUCUACGCCACAACAUUGAAUUGCUUUAUUCUAUGUUAAACUUUCAAUUGCUAAUAUCUUUUUUAUUAGACUAAAAUAAAAUAUUCAGCUACCAGCUAGCUGGUGGGGCGCAUUGUCGUUCGUUAUGCUCACAGUACUAUUGUGCAGGAAUUCUCCAGCAAAUGAAAUGCAUGGCUUUUGUAAAAAAAAAAAAAAAAAAAAUGAAAUGCAUGGCUGGUGGUGUUGAACAGUAAGUAACCAAACUAGAGAAUUUGGUUGUUGGACGUUGGUGGACCAUGGAAUUUGGAAUUCUCGGGCGGUCAAUGUUCUCCAACAGAGAAUUCGAUCUGCAUAAAAAUAUCCAUAUAGAAAAAUAUAAAACAAGGAUUCUCAC
Messenger RNA from Linum trigynum, 6060 nucleotides. NCBI's taxonomy places the organism in Eukaryota, Viridiplantae, Streptophyta, Magnoliopsida, Malpighiales, Linaceae. The record is from the annotation of a GenBank genome assembly.